Molecule: messenger RNA, 1830 nt
Organism: Rhodamnia argentea
Lineage: Eukaryota; Viridiplantae; Streptophyta; Magnoliopsida; Myrtales; Myrtaceae
Product: receptor-like protein Cf-9
Exons: 1
Coding region: 1-1830 (609 amino acids)
Molecular function (GO): protein binding
Source: RefSeq, a predicted model, not a curated record
AUGGAGUUCUACCAGACCCUGUGUCUUCUCGUUUCCCUCUCUGCACAAGCAUUGCUCGACCUCCCUUUCACAACAGCACAGUCAUGUCAUCCUGUCCAAAGCAAUGCCUUACUUCAGUUCAGCAAUUCUCUCACAGUGAAAACUGAUAUGUACCCACACUGUGAUCCGAAGACGACUAGAUGGGAGAACGGCCAGGACUGCUGCUUGUGGGACGGCGUCGCCUGUGACAAUGUGACGGGUAAUGUUAUCGGCCUUGAUCUUUCAUUCAGCUGUCUUCAGGGAACCCUCCAUCCUGACAGCUCACUCUUUGCGCUUCGCCAUCUUCAGAGCCUCAACCUUGGUGCUAACAAUUUCCUUACCUCACCCAUUUUGCCCGAACUAAGUGUGUUCACUGAUCUGAGGCACCUCAAUCUCACUUACUCGAAUUUUUCAGGUCUAGUUCCUACCGAAAUUUCUUACCUUUCUAAACUUGUUUUACUUGAUCUCUCUCAAACCUUUAAUGGUACAAGUACAUAUGCCCCAUCAGGUCUUAGGAUCGAAAAUACGGAUUUCAAAGUGCUUGUUCAGAAUUUGACAGAGUUGAGGGUACUCAAACUUGAUCUAGUAGACAUGUCCGCUGUUUCGCCUAGUUCCUUCGUGAAUCUGUCAUCCUCCUUGACCAUCUUCAGUGCGUCUAGCUGCCAUUUACAAGGGGAACUUCCGCCCAACAUUUUCAGCUUGCCAAACCUCCUUGAUCUCGAUUUGCAAUCCAACGAUAUCACGGUUUCUUUUCCGAAGUCCAACUGGAGCAAGUCUGUUGAAUCCUUAACCCUCUCGUAUACAAACAUCUCAGGCAAAAUACCUGAUUCAAUCAGUGAAUUGAAGAAUUUAAAAACUCUGGCUCUCCGUAGCUGCAUGUUGAUUGGAUCGAUUCCCUCAUCCCUUGUGAAUUUAACAGAAUUGACCAGGUUGGACCUUUGGAACAAUGAAUUAACGGGUCAUCCCCCGUCAUUUGUUGGAAAGCUUGAACGACUCAUCCAUUUAGACCUUUUUUAUAAUAAUUUUAUUGGUGUUUUAGACUUCAGAGUCUUUUCAACACUGAAAAAUCUGCAAUUCCUUGGUCUUACAGUAGAGCUAAAUCUAGAUUCCAACAGUACGAACUACAUAUUUUCAGAGCUUGAGAUUUUGGAGUUGUCUUCCUGUAACUUGAUCGAGUUUCCGUCUUUUCUGAACUCUUCAAGAAAGCUAAGACAAUUGAAUCUCUCCAAAAACAAGAUCAGCGGUCGGAUACCGAGAUGGUUUUGGGAUUUGGCGAAAGAUACACUAUCGAUUCUUGAUAUUUCUAGUAACCUUAUUGAGGGAGACAUACCACAAUUUCCCUGGAAAGAGUUGGCCGUUGUCGAUCUUAGUGAUAACUUAUUCCAGGGACCGCUGCCAACUCCACCACUCCCUACGUUCUUCUUUUCGGCCAGCUACAACCGCUUCAGUGGAGAGAUUCCAUCUUCCUUUUGCAAAUUAAGCUCCCUCAGACUUCUACGAUUGGCUAAUAACAAUCUCUCUGGCUCUAUUCCACAUUGUUUGGGAAACUUAACCGAGCUCUCUGUACUAGACUUGGGUGCAAAUAAGUUUGAAGGGACAUUACCGCGGUCUUUGAACAAUUGUGCAUUACUGGGGCAGCUAAACGUCAGUUACAACAAAAUCAAUGAUACUUUUCCGAAGUGGUUGCUAGAAGCAGAAUUUUUGUCGAGCUUUGAUCUGCAGUUCAACGAAUUCCAUGGCCAAAUCGAUCCUCCAACCGAUCCAUUUCUUCGCCCCAGCCUUCGGAGUUUUUCCAUAGCUAACAUAAUUUGA